CAAAGCCAGCGUAGAAAGCGUUACAGUUUUUGGUCCUAUCCUUAUAGAUGAGACGCCACCUAUUUGUAACAGUGUUCCAAAGGUUGAUGUUCUCGAAGAAGAUAUACUUGUUGGUUGGACAAACGACACUUUCUACGACAUCGAACAGACAGAACAAAUCAGCUCAAUAUACUUUGAGAUAGGUCAUGACAGCAUCUCGGUCACACCUUUAUUACAGUGGAACCUCGAAAUGUCGUUACCGUGCCCUCAUUUCAGCGGUGAAUGUUUCAAAUACCCUAUUAGAAGGCUACAAAUACAUGACAAUGACAUUGGUUUAUCAUUUUACAUUCAUAUGCAUGUGUAUAAUAAUGCUGGACAUGUCCUGACUGUAACAACCGACACAUUUAGAAUACCUUCACGAUAUCCACCAGGCCAUGCUGUAGUAAUUGACAGUGAUCCAGAACGUAGGUAUAUCAAAGAAGAUACCAACGUACAUUUCACACCAAAUACAUUAUGUUUUAGAUGGACUGGAUUCAAACAUCACGAAUCAGUUAAAAUUGAAGUAGGCGUUGGGUCCAGCAACUCGACAAAUAACAUUGUUCCGUAUUCAGUUCUAAACCGCACUGAGAGUUUUCACUGUUUACAUUCUUCAAACAUAACAUUUCAAAAAACUUACUUUGCAUUCGUAAAAGCCGCUUGUUCCGGUGGUGAAACUACGUCAGUGUCAAAUGGUGUUAUCGUGUUAGACAAGAAUAUGCUUAUGAAAUCGUUGAAUGUACGUUUAGGAGAGCAAUGCUCGUCAACCGGCGUCAUAAAGCCAGCGUUUAGAAAUUCAACAGCUGCAAAUCUGUCUGUUAUAUUUUCGGCUGAUGUUGGCAAACGAUACGAGCUCUUUUUUCCUUCAAGUAACAUUGAUUCUGUGUAUACAAAUGACGGUAUCAUCUUCACGGACACGACUGACAAUUUCUCGCUUUCUUUUGUGCCUUUCAUUAAAACUCCGGUUCUAUACAUCAGUUCAAACGGCGAUGUUAUCAAUAAGGAAAGUCAAAUACAUAUCCAAAUGUGUCCAUCAGCAUUAUAUGUUGGUAAAAAUGAUAUUAUCUCUGCAUACUGGUUCUAUGUAGAUAACGAAGAUCACAGUUUAAGAUUUGAAUCUGCUAUUGUUUACGCGAAACACAAGAUAGGAAAUAAUUCUCAAGUACACCUCACACAAUAUGAAUCUUCAUCAAAUAUAAUGAAACACACAUUCGCCGAUAUAAAUCUGAGAGCAAAAGAGUGUUAUAAUGUGGCCGUAAAGCAAUGUUCUAAUGCACAAUGUCUCGAGCCAGUGCUCUCAAGGUUGUUUUGCGUUGCCAAUUCUCCAGAAGCACGUAAUUUUCACGUGUCCAAUCUAGAAAAGGUUGUUGGUGCAUCUUGUACCACGAUAAAAUUGGAGUGGGAUGCCUUUCGAAGUGACAACAGGGUUCUGUUCUAUCAGUGGGUCGUAAGUCAGGAUAAUGCAGCAAAUCACAUUCUCACUGAAUGGAAUACAAUAAGAGCUAAUGACUCGGAAAUAUAUCAGGUUCAUUCAUGUAUUGAAAUACCAGUACAUCUACAUUCAACGAUGUUUGGCUGUGUUAGAGCUCUCGACGAGGCUGGUAACGAAGGCUUUGCCUGUCAAGGUCUUGACAGCACACUAAGUGGAGAAUACAAACCUGGCACAGUUUAUGAAUUUGAUGCAAACACGAAGGCUUGGGAAAAUGUUAAAAAGGUAGUUCAAAGCUCAAAUAUUGGACAUCUUUACACCGUUCUACACAACAACGAAUUAGAUUUCGGGACGAAAGAAACGCAAGUUAUGGGAGUCAUUCUGUAUGCGUCAGAGCGAAAUGUCACCUGGUAUCUAAUGGUAAAAAAUCAUGCACCCGAAAGAUGUGAGCUAAACGAAGAUUGCAUUGCGUCAAAAACAACCGAUACCGGCUAUGUCUCUUUUGAUCGAAAGUUUAUAGCACUUAAUACAUUUUACUACAUAUGUGCAUAUUCCAAUAAGACAAUUAUAGAAAGGGAGUUGUUUUUAGAAACUCUAAACGAAAUCAAAUCAUGCAGUAAUGGCUUUGUGCUUGAUAGCAAAGCUCCACGCGCUGGACACGUAGAAGUUCGUAAUACUGAUAAUUUUCUGACAAAUCUCAAUUCCAUUGAACUGGUCUGGGAUGGUUUCGUAGACGACAUAGAUGCUCCAAACCUCAGCUAUGUAGACAGCAUACGAACUUACAGUUAUGCUAUUGGAAGUCGCCCACAUGGGGAAGACAUAAAGACUUUUACGAAUGUUGGACUCAGGACAAGUGUGGUUAUCAAUGGCAUAAACUUACCUGGUGGAUCAAUUAUCUACUUCACUGUCAGAGCCAGAGACCACGCUGGCAACUCUGCAACAUCAGUAUCAAAUGCAUAUAUUGUUGACAUUUCAUCUCCUACACGCGGCCAGGUACAAGCUGUGAGUUACGAUUUGUACAAUGGCAAUAUUUUGUACGUAUCCAAAGAUGAGAUAGCAGUUCAUUUAUCAGACUUUAAGGACGACGAAAGCGGCAUAGAUUAUUUCGAACUUUGGCUUGGAUCUAAACCUUACCUUAUGGACAUCCUGCCAAAAUCGAUUUACCAUGAUGUGAUAAUUGAUCUAAAUUUGAUCGGUACAGACAUAACAGAUGGACACAUAUACUAUAUAGCUGCAAAGGCUGUCAACAGAGCUGGACUUGCAUCUGAAAUUGCAACUUUGAAGUUCAUUGCUGACAAGACGCCUCCGACUGGUGUGCACGUCUUGGAUGGACUUUGGGAAAAUGAGGUUUUCUUGUUUUAUUUUUUAAUGAUAAAUACUGUUUCGUUUACUUUAUUUACUGUGGUGAAACGAUCAAUUUUCCGUAAAGAUAAUAAAAAAUGUUUUAUUCUACUUGGAUUUUAGCAAAACGUGAUGUUUAUAUCGCAAGGUUCUAUAUUUCAAAAUGAAAUUGUAUGUUGUGGU
Messenger RNA from Mercenaria mercenaria, 2968 nucleotides. RefSeq lists its product as uncharacterized. The record is from RefSeq and is a predicted model, not a curated record. NCBI's taxonomy places the organism in Eukaryota, Metazoa, Mollusca, Bivalvia, Venerida, Veneridae. Bases 230 to 2908 code for a protein of 892 amino acids. The transcript has 7 exons.